UUCGGAGAUAACGCAUGCGCGGCCUUCACUCUUUUCUCGUCUUCGCACGAACGGUCACAGCUCACUACACACCCACCCAAACCAAGGAGCUGGCCGUCCGCCAUGGAGCUGCUCCUUUUCCCUUCUCGAGCCACCAUCACCGGCCGCCUCCUUCCAACCUGCCCCCUCCGCCGCGCCGGCGCGACCUCGUUCCGUCCACAGUCCAGCUCCGGCAACGUCGAGGCCACCACCGACACUACGGCGACGACAGCGUCCGUGGCCAAGAACCGCCAAGAAUGGCGCGCGGGCGGGACGACGUUCGGGCUGGGCCUGGACCUGUCCGAGGAGAUGAGGCGGGAGAUGCUGUGGCGGAUGCUGGUGCCGCCCGCGGCGGCGGUGGCGGCGGAGGCCGUGUUUCUGGCGGUGCUCAACAGCGGCGCGGCUGUGGUGGACGCGCCCGCGUGGGCCGGGAAAGCGGGCUCGGCGGUGCUGUUCGUGGCUGGGCUGCUCGGGUCCCAGUACGGGUUCUUCUCGUCGAGGUGGGGCGUCGGGGAGGAGGCGGGGUCCGUGGUCGGCUGGAAGCUCGCCGUCCGGCACUGGAGCGCGCUCUCCGUGGUCAGGGGUUCGUCAGUAGAAGAAGACCACGAUGAGGAGGAGGAGGACGACGACGAUGAGUGGGAGUACUACGACGAUGAUGAGGAGGAAGAAGAUGACUGACGACUAGGCAGAUGAGGUGAUAGGGAAAAGUUUGUAAGUU
Messenger RNA from Lolium rigidum, 736 nucleotides. RefSeq lists its product as uncharacterized. The record is from RefSeq and is a predicted model, not a curated record. Lineage: Eukaryota; Viridiplantae; Streptophyta; Magnoliopsida; Poales; Poaceae. Bases 103 to 696 code for a protein of 197 amino acids. The transcript has a single exon.